This is a messenger RNA of Rotaria sp. Silwood2, 342 nucleotides long. The record is from the annotation of a GenBank genome assembly. Lineage: Eukaryota; Metazoa; Rotifera; Eurotatoria; Philodinida; Philodinidae.
AUGGCGCGAGUGGCCAUACCUACCAAUCUUAAGAUUCUUCUAGCACGUAGUCGAUCAUUGGCUUUUAAAGCGAAACGAAAGGGAAGUAUCUUGUUUCGAGAAAAAGCCCAACGUCUUCGUAAUACUGCACGUUCGGAACUUAAACGUUUUCAACAAGAACAACUCGUCAAGAGUUUAACCGAUCGUCAUAAAUCUGGAGCAGAUUCAGUACUAUUUUGGAAUCGUACCAAAAGGCUUUUUCGUGCAGCAGCAUCUGCUCUUCGUGGACUGUUAUCGCCGAACGGAGAAUCCACCAAGGAUUUCCAAAGCAUGGCUAAUCUUACAGCUGAUUAUUAUGAGUAA